AAAUUGCUUCAUUUUAAGCAUUAUUGUCGUUGUUUGCAACAAUGCGUGAUAAUAAGCCAUUGCUUCAGAAAUAAUACUUGUUAAACACAUUUGUAUACAUGUUUUAACUGAUCAAUGCUACCUAAAUUAUUUAUAUAGCUUUACAACCAUGUCCAUUAUUCUUUCAUCCUGAUAUUUAAGAUUACAUUAAUGUUAGACAUUAAUUAGAAAUUAGACAACUCCAGUUGUUGAUGAGAACUGUGAUGAUCUAAUUGGUCUUAAUCACGUUCCUGUCACGUGACCCAGCUGUCGGGCCCUGCCAGUGUACAGUAGCGGCUGCAGGCAGAGGAAGAAGCAGCAGCAACAGAGGUAAGCACUCCACUGCUUAUUGAGGUUCUCCGGCUUUGUUGACGGCAGCUCUGACAUUACUUUUCCGUGGUGCCCACUGCGACACUGACAUGCUUGUAUCAUUAACAACUACGUGCUAACAUUGAAAACAACGUUGGCAUAAACACUCGGCUAACGUGCUAGCCGUAGCCAGUUAGCGACGAGUUGCCAGCGGCGGAUGGACAGAGCCAGUCUCCGCUGAUGGUGGUUCAGGUUCAGCUAGCUAGCUGCUCGGUUAGCCUCUUAGCUAUCACUGUCUGGCUGUUCUUUGUGGAGGAGACAACAACACAGGCUGCUGCAUUCACGAGCAUCUCGGCUGGCUAGAUCAGCGUCACUGCACAAAGAAGUUUCCAGCAGUCCUCCAUGGGAUCCCCGAGGCGGGUUGAAAAGGCAGAUUGGCUGACGUGAUGACGUUCCCGGGAGAAGCGGCUCUCCUGCGGGCUGACAGCUGAUGGAGUCCCCGCUCCUCCUCUCGCACACGGCCGGGGUCGUAUGAGGAGGACACGGAGCCCUGAAAUGACACACUGAAUUGGACAGAAACGUUAAUAACAUCAACUGGUUGAAGCGCUGGGAGGUGUUGGAGGGUAAUGGGUGCAUCUCCUGCUGAUGAGUUUACAAGACAACGAUAUUUUUUGGAUGUUUGUUUUUGAUUAGCUGACAUUCAGUGGAAUUUCAAAUAAGUUUCCGGUACUGUCAUCUUAUGCCUUGUCAUUGAAACAUCAUCAACAAGGUAGCUCACUGAUCUAACACAUCACAAUGACUUGAAUGAGUGCCUUUUGCAGCCCAUGAUAUCUUUAACCCAGCAUCGCUAAAGUCCACAGUUUUGUGACCUCAUUUAUACUUUUAGGGAAGUGUUCACUGGUCACCUCUUAAUCAGUAUUGCAAAUCACCGAGAUAGCCGAGAGAAAGCGCACGUAUUAUGCACCGUUGUCGCUGUCUCACAUCCAACACCGAACCAGUAACCUCAGGGGAGGAGAGGCGCUCAUAACGUUACCGACCCCACCCGAAAACCUCCCUCUGGGUAUUCUUUUUUCAAAUAUCCACGGGGUAGAAUACAGCUGCUAGCAUGUUCGCCGCCGUAGAGCAUGGCCCAGUCCUCUGCAGCGACUCCAACAUCCUGUGCCUGUCCUGGAAGGGCCGGGUGCCGAAGAGCGAGAAGGAGAAGCCAGUGUGCAGGAAGCGUUACUACGAGGAGGGCUGGCUCGCUACCGGGAACGGUCGAGGAGUGGUCGGGGUCACGUUUACGUCCAGCCACUGCAGACGGGACCGGCCCACCCCGCAGAGAGUCAACUUCAACCUCAGAGGACACAACAGCGAGGUGGUCUUGGUGCGGUGGAAUGAACCCUUCCAGAAACUGGCUACCUGUGACACAGAUGGAGGAAUCUUUGUCUGGAUCCAGUAUGAGGGCCGCUGGUCCGUGGAGCUGGUCAAUGACCGUGGAGCCCAGGUGAGUGACUUCACCUGGUCCCAUGAUGGCACCCAGGCUCUCAUCUCCUACCGCGAUGGCUUUGUCCUGGUGGGGUCAGUCAGCGGGCAGAGACACUGGUCCUCCGAGAUCAACCUGGAAAGCCAGAUUACCUGUGGGAUCUGGACCCCCGAUGACCAGCAGGUGUUGUUCGGUACUGCAGAUGGACAGGUGAUAGUGAUGGACUGCCAUGGGCGCAUGCUGGCCCACAUUCUGCUGCAUGAGUCGGAUGGCAUCGUCAGCAUGUCCUGGAACUAUCCCAGUUUCCUGGUGGAGGACAGCAGUGAGAGCGACACAGAUUCUGACGACUACUCUCCACUGCAAAGUAAACUGCUCGGGGUUUGAUUUCAAUUGACUGCUCUUUGUGGCUUGCUCAGACACACACACAGCGAAAAAUGCAAUUUACAUCAUGUCUACAGUAGACAACUGAAUAAUAUGAUGUAGGAUUAGACACUAAUAAAGGUUUACAUAGUAAGGAUGUACCAAUACCAAACAUCUAGUAGUCAAUACCAAUAUUAGUUAAUUCCACAAUUAUUGAUAACCAAUUUGAAACCACGUUAAAUAAAUGU
Messenger RNA from Notothenia coriiceps (black rockcod), 2400 nucleotides. Its product is annotated as tubby-related protein 4-like. Gene Ontology annotation, molecular function: protein binding. The transcript is spliced from 5 exons. Gene Ontology annotation, biological process: intraciliary retrograde transport; non-motile cilium assembly; protein localization to cilium. The record is from RefSeq and is a predicted model, not a curated record. Gene Ontology annotation, cellular component: non-motile cilium; intraciliary transport particle A. Bases 1433 to 2176 code for a protein of 247 amino acids. NCBI's taxonomy places the organism in Eukaryota, Metazoa, Chordata, Actinopteri, Perciformes, Nototheniidae.